Molecule: messenger RNA, 501 nt
Organism: Microstroma glucosiphilum
Lineage: Eukaryota; Fungi; Basidiomycota; Exobasidiomycetes; Microstromatales; Microstromataceae
Exons: 1
Coding region: 1-501 (166 amino acids)
Source: RefSeq, a predicted model, not a curated record
AUGGACCCCGAGAUUCAAGAGGUGCACACGCCGAAUCUGACGCCACCGCAGACGCCGCCACGCACGCCACCAAAGACACCUGCGCGAAUCUCUCCAGCCCUCAAGGGCGUAUCUCCUGGCAAUCGCAUCAGUCCGGGCCUCAAGGGCGCUCGGAGUGGACGACGGAAGGUCUCGUUUGCGGAUCUGGGACAGGCUGCUCUAUCGCGCAACCCGUCUGAAGCACACCGAGGUGCGUCGCAUCGGACGGGCGCGAGCUCUUCGCCAGACAAGACGAUUAUUCUGUGGGACUCUGCGGAGAAUUCUGGGGCGUUCAGUUCCGGUACAUUGAGGACUCUGGGCUUUGAUACGGACACGUCGCUCCCUGACUUCCCAGCGUACUCACCACCGGCAAAGGGAGUGUGGGGCAAGAUGAAGAAGAUGACGAGGAGGGUAUUUGGGAGAAAGAAGACGGCAAAGAAGACGACGGUGUGGUCCAAGGUCAGGAAGAUGGCGAGGUGGUGA